This is a messenger RNA of Stegodyphus dumicola, 4679 nucleotides long. RefSeq names its product oxysterol-binding protein-related protein 6-like. The record is from RefSeq and is a predicted model, not a curated record. Lineage: Eukaryota; Metazoa; Arthropoda; Arachnida; Araneae; Eresidae. Gene Ontology annotation, cellular component: perinuclear endoplasmic reticulum; cytosol; plasma membrane. Gene Ontology annotation, molecular function: cholesterol binding.
GUUUGGAUGACAGACUACUGUACAGAAUAGGUUUCCCUUUUAAUAAGCCGAUAGAAUUUUUCUGUUGUCUUAUUCACUGUUCUCUUGUGAGAAAGAUCAGCAUGCUGCCUCAUACAGUCGGUGCUAUCAGGUGACCAUGAAACAAAAUAUUUACCGCUUGUGAUUAAAACCUGUUCGAAAACUUGUGUUGUAUUCCAUACCCCGUUUCACUAUGGCUUCAUCUCUUCGCCACAUCGCUACUGAACCUGGCAAUUUAAAUCAAAAAAUGAGCACAUCAGCAUCUGAAAAAGGUUUAAAUGAAUUACAGAUAUGUGAUCGCCGAAAAAGUCCUAGCCGCACAUCUGAUUCGGAAAUCAGUGUUGGCACUAACAGUCUUUCACAUAGUUCUCACCAGUCUGAACCUGGAUAUCAAGGCAAGCCUGCCUUAACACUACCAUUAGAAUCCACUGAUGAUCAUCUACCAACUGAAGCUAUAAACGAUGAAACGAAAGUUCCUGCAGCAACACAGAAAGUCCACAGAGGCAGUGAAUGGGAAAUCUUAGAGGGCUUACGAGAUGGAAAAAAGUGUGAAGUUAAACCUGGAAAAUUUGAAGGUUAUCUCAUGAAAAGGCGAAAGUGGCCUCUUAAGGGUUGGCAUAAACGUUAUUUUUUGUUGGACAAAGGAAUUUUAACAUAUGCAAAAUCACCAACUGAGAUGGCACGUGGUAAAAUUCAUGGUUCUGUUGAUGUUGGCUUAUCAGUUAUUUCUACUAAAAGCCAACGAAGGCGUAUUGACAUAGAUGCUGAAGAACAUAUUUAUCAUUUGAAGGUUAAAACACAGGCUCAAUAUCAAGAUUGGGUUUCUCAGUUACGGCAUCAUCGAUUAUAUCGGCAACAUGAAAUUUCAUUUGGAACCCGAGAAGCUCCAAAAAUUACUACUCCAGUUGAAGAAAUGCCUGUUGGAAGUAUUCCAUUCCCGAUAUCAUGUACCCCACCUGUGAAUAGCAUUCAAGAUGGCUCUGGUUGGCAAAGUUCAAGGCAUAAUUUAAUUCGUAGCCCAAUAUCGCAGCAAAGCAGGGUUGCUGCAUGGAUUCUAGAUUCUUCUGCCAUAGAUCAAGGAAAUAAAGAUCUGUCAAGUUUGCAAGACAAGAUAUAUCAGUUGGAAACAAUUUUACAACAGCUGGAAAUGAAUGCAAAUACAUCCAUCGAUAGUCAUUUAGAGUUACCAGAAAAAGGCCCCGUUGUUAAAAAGGAAAGAAAGCGGUUCCAACUUAAGAAGAAGAGCAAAAAUCAAAAAACAUCUAGUUCCAACAAUCAAAGUGUUGCAGUUAAAGGAAAUAAAUCAAAUAAACAAAAUGUUGCUAUAAUAGUAUCAAAAGAUGCAUCUGCCACAUCUUUCAACAGUACAGAAAAUAUUCCAGCUCUUUCAGAGAAUUUUAUUGAUGAAAAAGGUGUAAGUGAUACUGGGCUGCCAAUUUCUGAAAUGGCUCACCUUAGUUGCUCCCAUCCUUCUUUAGCCAGUAGUGAAGAUAUGGUUCGUCCACACAGUUUACCUGAUUCAGUUUCAUUAAUGACAUGUGCCCUACCAGACCCCAGUUCGUCUUCCACUCCAAACAGCCUUCAUAAAUAUCGUGAAGAAUUUGUUUCAUUAGCUAAGCAGGUUCACAGUGGUUUAAAAUCAGUAGUACGCAGUUUGCAAACAGAAAGAGAGAGGUUAAAACAAGUCUUAGAAACUGAAAGUGUUCCCAGCAAUAGCAAUAGUGGUGCUCUUAUUGCUAGUUUAAGGAAUUCACUUAAUCAGGCAAUGCAACAAAAUAAGGAUCUGAAAGCUAAGUUAACAGAAAUUCAUAAUAUAACUGAUGUAAGCAGUAUUGCACCUCCUGUAGGUACACCUGCUGCAGACAAUGAUGAACCUACUCUCAUUCAUCAACCUCUACAGCCUUCCGUAUCUCAUGAAAGUUCAUCUGCCCUCUCAGCAUCCGAAUUCUUUGAUGCGGCUGAAAAUUUCUCAAUGUGCACUACAACUUCUGAGGGAUCCUUAUCCGAAGAAGGUACAAGUUUCAUAAGUGAUGUUUCAGAUGAAGGAACAGAAUAUACACCUAUACCUAGUGUUACUGAAGUGCCUCCUACGCCAACUUGCAAUACAGGAAGGCGUUCAAAGUUGCCAGCUCCCAAGCCAGAUACUGGGGAUUUUAGUCUCUGUAAUCUUCUUUUCAAAAACAUUGGAAAAGAUUUAUGUAAAGUCAGCAUGCCUGUUACAUUAAAUGAACCACUCUGUGUAUUGCAGCGCUUAUGUGAAGAACUAGAGUAUAGCGAGCUGUUAGAUAAAGCUGCAGAGACUGCUGAUAAAUAUGAAAGAAUGGUAUAUAUAGCUGCAUUUGCAGUAUCUGCAUACAGCUCAUCCUAUCACCGGGCUGGCCAUAAACCUUUCAAUCCUGUUUUAGGAGAAACAUUUGAAUGUAUCAGAGAAGAUAAAGGUUUUCAAUUUAUAGCAGAACAGGUCAGCCAUCAUCCGCCUGUUUCUGUUUGUCAUGCUGAAUCAAAAAGUUUUAUAUUUCAACAAGAUAUGCGUAUUAAAACAAAAUUUUGGGGCAAGUCGAUGGAGAUUUUGCCAUUGGGGACAAUACAUGUUUACUUACCAAAAACAAAUGAUCAUUAUCAGUGGAACAAAGUAACAACAUGUGUUCAUAAUUUAUUCAGUGGUCAGCGAUGGGCUGAUCAGUAUGGAGAAAUGUUGAUUACAGAAGAAAAUGGUGAUGCAACAUGCAAGCUUACCUUUGUUAAAGCAAGUUAUUGGUCAAGUAAACGCCAUGAAGUUUUUGGAGCUGUUUUCUCUCGGGAUGGUAAAGUUGUACACAAUCUAUUUGGUAAAUGGACUGAGGCCCUAUAUUGUGGAGUAGCACCAACUGUUAAAUGUAUUUGGAGGCCAGGGACAAUGCCUGAAGAUUAUGAAUUGUAUUAUGGGUUUACACGAUUUGCUAUAGAACUUAAUGAACUGGAUCCUGAACUGGAAAAGUUACUGCCACCUACAGAUACAAGGUUUCGUCCCGAUCAACGGUUAUUAGAAGAAGGUAAUAUUGCUGCAGCUGAAAUUAGUAAGCAACAAAUUGAACAAUCACAGCGAGACAGAAGAAAACGGCGAGAAGAAUUAGGAAUAGAAUAUGUUCCCAUGUGGUUCAAGAAAGUGUAUCUUGAUGAUGGAAAAGAACAGUGGAUGUUUACUAGAAAGUAUUGGGAAACAAGAGCAAAUCCCGGUUUUAGUAAUAUAACAUUUCCUGAAAAACUAUGGUAGCUACAGCAUUGUUCAGAUGUUAUAAAAUCUUAUUUUACAUAAGACAAGUUGAGACUUGCUUGUAAGUAAAAAAGUAAAUAUAUAUCUACAUACCAUAUAUAUCUGUGUGUGCGUGUGUAUAUAUACACACAUCUGUAUCUAUACGUACAUAUUUGUAUCGAUUCAGUUGCUGUUCAUGUUUAUACACACACAUAUAUAUAUAAUACGUGGACAUAUGUUGACUGCACUUGUUAAACCUCUUUUGGUUAUAAUGGAAAACUUAAGGAAUUGCACCUCUGAGUUUCAUAUAUCACCUCUUUUUUGCUGUAAAGUUCCAAGCAUAUCUUGGUGAUUGUGAUUUACACCUAGUAUUUCUGAAUAAUCAAGUUCUGUUUCAGUACUUAAUUAUUUGAACCUUAAAUUUUGUGAUAUAUUGCACAUUUAACUAUGAAAAGUUUUUUUUUUUAAUCUCUGUGCAUUGUUUUCAUUUAUAUAUAGUAUUUAAAAUACUCUAUUUAAUAUUGUUGUUCAGUUUUAUUCUAUUUAAUAUCGUUGUUCAGUAGUUAUGUAAUUAUUUUUAUCCUGUUUUUGCUUUUAGCUAUUUUAAACAUAGAUUUUACUUAAUUUUAUGUAUGAGAAUGCCUAUUAAAAUGUACGGAACUGCAUUAUGUGAUCAAAGUAGAAAAUCUACUUUAUACUUGUGAUGAAUAUCGAAAGUGAAAUAUGUGUAUGUUAUUGUUCAUAUUUAUGUUGCAUAUUUAUAAACCAGCUUCAUUCUCAUCUGAAAUUCAGAUGUUUGCAUGACAAACUAUAUUAGAUGUAAAUAAGAGUUAUUCAUUACAUAAAACAUGCAGAAUAUACUUGUUCCACAUAUAUUCAAAACAUAGUUUAAGUGUUUUAAAAAUGGAUUUUUUACUUCAAAAGUACUGCUAUUUAAAUAAAAUGCUCUCCUUUCUGCAAGAUACAACUGAUAUUAUAAAGGUGACAUAUUUUAAUGGUGAUAAGUAGGAACCUUUAUCCUAGUUAUUUAUGGGCUUGUAUUAGUCAUUUCAAAUAUUCCAUAAAAAUGUUAUGCUUGAGUAUUACUAGAACAAUUUUUUAAAUGCUUUGUUAUUUGGCAAUUUUCAGAAACUGCAAAGGAAAAAUGUUUAAAUUUUGCAGAAAAAUCAAACUUUUUAUUUAAAUCAGAUUUAUUUUGAAAUUUGCAGCUGUAUUCAUGUAUGCCAUUAGUAGUUUUUUAGUAUAACACAAUUCGGUCUAGGUGCUUAGAUUUGAGAUUAGGAUUAAUUUGAUAUCAACUAAUGCAUUUAAAAAUAUUAAAUUGUUGACAUCUAUUAGAUUAUAUCUAUAAAAAUACAUCUAGUUAUGGUUUUUGCUGCAAAUAAUUUUGUUUUUAUAAUACUAUAAUCUAAAUAUAAUUUUAGAGUGU